AGAGACGCGCUCAGUAACGCUUCGGGUUUGAUGGCGUGCAGAAGCACGAACUCCUAGUCGAUCCUAAAAGACAAAGUUGAAGUUGUUGCCUAACGCCUUCAAGUUGUCUAGUUUGUCUGCGUGUGUUUUCGGGAGUGUGUACGUUGGAAUACACAAACAAGAAGUCUUCACAUAUCUUCAUCAUGAUUCAUAAAGUUUGCCUCGAAAACAAGUGAUUAGUGUAAAGUGAACCUUCUUCAUGCGUAUUGCCACACAUCAGCUGCAUCAUUUGCUACACGAUCUAAACGUGAGCGUCUCGUGGCGCACAAAUCCAUCGGAAUGGAACACACUCUUCACCGUGCGUCCUUUAAUGGGACGUUCUCAGAGUAUGCAACAUUCGCUUCGGCAGCUCUACUGGCCACUACCAACAGUACCGCUGAUGCUGGCGAACUUGCCGGUAACCGUACGCAGAAGGCAUCCUCCCUAGCCACACCCUGCAUGGUGGUAGUGAUGCUUUCGUACAUUUUUGGCUGCAUUGGGAACCUGAUUGCCCUCAUCCAUCUGUGGCGCAACGUUCGCAAUACGAAACACGCGCUAAUGCUGAAAUGUUUGCUUACGAACGAUCUAAUUGGAUUGAGCGGCAUGUUUGUCCAGAUGUGUAUGCAGCUCUACCUUCCAGCGGACGUAAUUCAAACGAACAUACACAACUUUUGCAUCCUGCGCGUAAUUUGGCGUGUAUUCGGCAUCAGUUCCGGCUGCGUAGCGUUCGUCAUGGCGCUCGAACGUUAUAUAGCGCUGGCGAAGCCAUUCUUUUAUCAUAAGUACGUGACGGAUAAUCUGAUCCGCAAAUCGAUCUUCAUCCUGUGGGGAAUUGGUGCGUUCAUAACGUUUCUGCCUCUGUUUGGAUUUGGCGUUUAUUACGAUGAACGUAAGAAAACGUGUGCCCGGUACCGGAGCGCUACCGAACCGAUGGACGUGGCGUAUGCGUAUUUGUUCUUCAUUGUUGGAACACUGCUUUGCGUAGGAAUCGUGAUCUGUAAUCUAAGUGUGAGGAAGGUGCUGUAUCAAUCGCACCGGAAGAUGUGUCGUCAGUUUGGCUCAAUCAAACCAACGCCAAUGCUAAACCGAUCGAUGAGUCAAACACCAAAAUCGUCUAGCUUUACCGACUCCAACAUCAUGCGCAUGUUCAACGAACCCACGACGGAGGAAAUACGCUUCGCCAAGCUAAUGACCGUCCUCAGUGUGUUCUUUCUUAUUUGCUGGCUUCCGCAGAUGAUCUCCAUCAUCUUGUUGCAACAGCUCAGUGCAGCUAUGAAGCUGAAAUUAUCCUGGGUAUUUCGAGUAUCCGAUAUACUGAUAUUGGUACACUUUAUGCUCGAUCCGUACAUCUAUGUGCUGUUGAAAAAGAGCCGCCGAAGUGACCUGCGCACCAUGAUACGCUACAUGUUUAGUCGCAACCAACGGUUCAACAUCGUGGAUGCUGCACUGUCACCGAUGCAAAAGUCGACCAACUCAUCACCACUUCCUUAGUUGCAUUUCUGUAGGAAUUAUAUAAUUUAGCGGCCAUCGUCUAUCUGGGUGUAACGAAGUAGGACUGAUCUGUAAGAAGGAGGAGAAGAGGGAGAAUUCAAAUGUCGAGAAUAAAACUAUUCAAUUUAGCACAAAACACAGUUUUAGCGUAAG
This is a messenger RNA of Anopheles funestus (African malaria mosquito), 1662 nucleotides long. Its product is annotated as prostaglandin E2 receptor EP4 subtype. Gene Ontology annotation, biological process: adenylate cyclase-activating G protein-coupled receptor signaling pathway; inflammatory response; positive regulation of cytosolic calcium ion concentration. The transcript is spliced from 5 exons. The coding region runs from base 319 to 1509 and encodes 396 amino acids. Gene Ontology annotation, cellular component: plasma membrane. Gene Ontology annotation, molecular function: G protein-coupled receptor activity. The record is from RefSeq and is a predicted model, not a curated record. Lineage: Eukaryota; Metazoa; Arthropoda; Insecta; Diptera; Culicidae.